CUACAUAAAUCUGAUCGAAUCCAUCGUGAAAUAGUGUGAAAAGCGAUGUGCCUCUGCGUCGUUUAAGGAUAAUUCCCUGCAAGGAUUCACCGCCAUCAAAGAUUUUGCCUUCUUCGCUAGGAAGAAAAACUGUUUACGUGUUCCAACAUGGACUUCGAGCAGGAAAAAGUGCUCAAGUUUAUUUUCCCGGACGAUUACGAAGAUCUUUCCGGUCAGGACACCACCGAUGUGGUGGAGUAUCUGUUUAAACUCGGCACGUACAAGACGGAGGAUUUAAAGAAGGAAAAGAUCCGCCUCCAGGACGAGCACCGCCAAAAUGUGGAACAGACGCAGGACCUAGCGAUUUCGAACUACCACACCUUCAUCCGGACGGCGGAAAGCUCGCGGGAAAUCUACCGCGAAUUUACCGAGACCGAGCGGAAGCUCGAUUGCCUGGGGGAAAAGUGGCCAAAGUUCAUCGACGCCUGCCAGACGUUCCUGCAGGGCUCGGCAGAUAUUAAUGCGGCCCGUCGGCUCAAUUCGCUCACGUUAACGCGCAAUGCGGAACUGCUGGAAAUUCUCGAGCUUCCACAGCUCAUGGACAGUUGCAUACGCGAGGGAAAAUACGAGGAAGCCCUCGAGCUGUCCUCGUACGUGCAACGGCUCGCUUCGAAGCACGGAAAUAUCCCCGUGAUCGCGACCAUCAACCAAGCGGUGGAAACAGCCUGGCACACGAUGUUGAUGCAGUUGGUGGCGCAACUUCGGACCGACUUGCAGCUACCCAAAUGCCUCCAGGUGGUGAGCUAUCUACGGCGCAUGCAAGCCUUCUCACCGUGCGAGCUGAAGCUGAAGUUUCUCCAAGCGCGCACCAGCUGGUUCCGGGAUCUGCUGGCGGCCAUCCCGACCGCGGAUGCACACGUGCAUCUCACCAAAACGAUCGAGGCGACCCGGGUGCAUCUGUUCAACAUCAUCACGCAGUACCGAGCCAUCUUUCCGGACGACGAAGACACGAUGGUGAAUCCUUUGGCGGGUAUGAUGCCCGUUACGACGGCCACUUCCGUCUUAGAGCGAGCUGCCAACGAUGGAGGCAACAUUUUCCACGGUUGGCUGCACGAUCAGAUCGUAGAGUUUGUAAGGGCACUCGAGCGGGAUCUUGCUUCUCCUGACGUCAGUUCGUACGACACGAUCCUUGGCCAGUGCAUGUACUUUGGGUUGUCGUUUAGCCGCGUCGGGAUCGACUUCCGGGCGCUCGUAGCUCCUGUGUUUGUGAACGCGAUCGGCAACCGGUUCCGCAUCGCUGUAUCUCGAGCGACGGUUCAGUUUGAGCAGGACAUCGAACGGUACACGUUGAUCAACAAGGCUCUAAGCAUGAUCCGGCGCCAACGCAUCGAGGAUCGCACUGGGAGACCAGGAGAUGAGUCUGGAUCGAUUCAACCGCCGGAAACACUGCUGGAUUUUGAACCACUCGCGUUGUACUGCAACGAACUGUUGACGAUCUGCAACGAGCUGCGACUCUGUGCACCCAUCGCACUGGCCACCACGGUGACGGAGCUGUUCGAGGAUUCACUGGAACGGGUGUGCCGCGGUAUCCUUGGGUUCUAUCGCCAGGAGCAGCAAGCAUUUGCACCCACCGAGCGUGAGUGUUUCGUGAGGUUGUGCUCCUGUUUCGCGUACGAUCUGCUGCCGUACCUGCAGCGGUGCAUCCAUGUCCUGUUUCCACCGACCACGCUCGCGAAUCAGCUCGGCAUUAACGUCCUUACGCUGCAGAAGCACGGUGUGACGUACCUGCGGCAGGUGAAGAUUCUGGAACCAAUCGCCUAUCUGUUGCCGGAUCGGAUCGAGACCGUCGUCAGGCAGGUGGGCGAUAUGGCCGUUAGCGAGCCAACCGUGGAGGUCCCUGAGGCGGAAGCUGAAGAAUCUGAAGCGCCUAAAGAAGCCCAGUCGGGCGAUGUAGCGAUAGAUUAA
Molecule: messenger RNA, 1944 nt
Organism: Anopheles nili
Lineage: Eukaryota; Metazoa; Arthropoda; Insecta; Diptera; Culicidae
Gene: Cog8
Product: conserved oligomeric Golgi complex subunit 8
Exons: 3
Coding region: 148-1944 (598 amino acids)
Biological process (GO): intra-Golgi vesicle-mediated transport
Cellular component (GO): COG complex
Source: RefSeq, a predicted model, not a curated record